Adineta ricciae is the source of this 1038-nucleotide messenger RNA. The record is from the annotation of a GenBank genome assembly. Lineage: Eukaryota; Metazoa; Rotifera; Eurotatoria; Adinetida; Adinetidae.
AUGUAUACAUUCAAUUUAGUAUCGUUUGAUUCAACAUUGAACAAUAAAAGCAAUAGUGGGAUUGAUCUACCGAGUAAAUUGAAUACCGAACGAUGUUCAAUCAAAGAAUUAAAAGCACAAAUUACCGAAAUACUUUCAUUAGCAGAGCAAUCAUUUGAUGUCUAUUGUCAAGGUGUGCAAUUGGUUGGAGAUGAUAAAAAUCUCGAUGAUUAUGAAAUUGAACAAGAUGAUAAUCUUGUCAUCGUACCGAAAACUCAAUUACCAAAUGAAUCAGCCAUGGAAACAUCCGCUGGAUUACCAGGCAAGAGUGAAUUACAUCAAAGUGCAAAAACGAUUGAAAUAUCUGCAACACCCAAUGAAUUCCAUCGUUUGUAUUGGUUAAUGAGAACACCGGAUUUCUGGAGAAAAAUCACUCAAGCAUUGCCUGAACUCUUAUUCGAUUCGAGUGCCUUAGGUCUAUGUGAAGAUUCCGUUCUUUUCUGCUUGAAUCACGAUAUAAAAUAUCUAACAGAAAUUGUACAAACAAACCCAUUAUUAUACAAAGUCAUUGCUCAAGUCAUCAAAGAAUGGACAUCUACUAGUAAUACAACUAAUGCAAAUGAUAUUCAAUUAUCACCGGCUGCUUAUUUUUUGAAUGGCAGUCCACAUUUGAUCGAGCCAGCUGCACCACGUCAACCAGCGUUCAAUGUUAUGCCUCGGCGUAUAACUAACGAAGAUUUUUAUCGUGCACUUGAACAAACAAAUCGAUCAUCGACAACGGCGCGUCCAUCGAAUCUGCCAUCUCAACCGACACAGAGACCGGCAGUCAAUCGUCGAAAUAUCAUCAGUAUAGAUCAAUUACGAAGUGCUUUGCAACGAACUUCGACUCCAUCGACACCAGUCACCACCGCGGAAACUACGACAAAUGAACCGGCUAAUGUACAAGCACUUCUCGAUCAAAUGAGGAUCAUGGGCUUAACUGAUGAAGCAGCUAAUCGACAGGCACUCGAAGCAACUAAUUGGGACCUAAAAGCUGCUCUUGAUUUGUUACUUGGAUAA